UCAUUAUAUGUGAAGAGAGAGAGGAAGGAAGACGGAAUCCUACGUCGUUAUUUCUGGUUCUCUAGUUCGUAAUAAGAGUUAUUUAUGGAAAAAUAACAAUUUUGUGUAAGGCUGAUGUGACCUCUUUAUCAGUCCUUGAUCUUCUUCAAAGCGAUAACAUAACAUCUCCAGUUAUUAUUGUUAGCAGUCGAAGUGUGCGCCGUUUGUUAAAGUGAAAUGGUUAAUCUCGAAAUGUCGCAGUAAUUCGUCAACAAAACAAGAAAUUAUGGCGUAUUUGAUACAGUACAAGGGGCUGGACAAACCGGGGCGAGAAUCCAUACAUUCUGGACAGUUUAUGGUGUCUCAGUUCGAGGCCGAGGAGCAGGACGACGAGGACAAUGUUGCUGUUCCUAUUCCAGAAGUUAUCGAUAACAAGGCUAUCGUUCCAGUUAAGCCUUACAUACAGGGACCUUUGGAUUGUAUAACUGCCAAGAAGAAUCCACAACAAGUGGCUAUUGAUACGAGCCUGUCCAAAUUAUUUCAAUGCAUGUCUCUGGCUUAUCGGCAGAAGCUGACGUCACCCAAAUGGAACCGUUUCCGAGGCAUAAGACUGAGAUGGAAGGACAAAAUCCGAUUGAACAAUGUGAUAUGGCGGUGUUGGCAUUUACAAUUUAUCAAAAAGGAAAACACCCUCAUUUGUCAAUUUGCAUCCCCCUUGGAUGUCGACACCCAUAACAAGCCUGAGGCGAUAGUUUUGGAAGGAAAAUAUUGGAAAAGGAAACUAGCUGCCGUCACAGCGGAAUACAAAAAAUGGCGGAUGUUCUACAGAAACAAUAUCCUUGGACACACUCCAAAGGAAAGCAUGGAUAUGCUAAACGAUGUGGACGCGCUGUUGUUCGACUCGAACAGCACGGACAACAUGAACAUGAUGGUGGACGAGGACUACAUGGGCCUGAUGAGCGACACCUUGUUCUCCACCAUAACCAAUCAGCCGUUCGUGUUCCCCGACACCAGGGAAAUCGCCAGAGCCGGCCUGGCCGACUUCAUUCAGCCUAGUCUCGGGCCCUUGCAGCCGAAUCUAGACGAUUACAUGGACACCUUCGACCCUUUGCAAGAAUUUAUUAAUAAUAAGCUACCUACUGUACCUGAAGAACACUCCCACUGGGACUAUCCUGAAACUAUUACCACAGCUGAACUAACUGUCCAGGUAUCCCACACACCAGACAGUUCAGCUGUUCAACAGUACCAACCGCAGAUCCAAGACCUCAAUCAGCAGCUAAAUAUGCAAAAGUCCGAUAUUCUGAUACAACAGGAUAGCCAACAUAACCUCAUGUCGUCUGCUUCUUUCAGUGACUUGAUCGCGCAGACGCGGGAAGUGUAUCUGCAGCAGCAAAACUUUUCUUCUGUUAUCUCGAAAACCAGCGCCAAGUCGAACCAAAGGGCUAAACUGAGUCAUAGUCAUAGUAUACCUCCUGUUUCUUAUAACAAACCCAUCGAAAGUACGCAGGUUCAUCAAGGUUACAGUACGCAAGGGAGCAGAACCGAACACGUCAUCAUCAAUGACAGAAUUCAAGUGCCACUAUCGAAGAACUGUACGCCAGUACAGCAACACAGUCAAGACUUACAGCAGCAGCAUCAGCACGAACAGUUUAGGCAACCGCAACAACCAUCGAACCAGGGUUACAAGUUCGCGACCCCGGUAAGGCCCACCCUCAAGUUCACAUCACAGAGCGUGCCUCAGGUACAGACGCAGACGCAUUUGAUGCAACAACCCUCUAUGCACCCCCCUCAACCUUCCCCCUAUCACCCUAGUUUUAGCCCAGUAGAUGAUAAGAUGGAGAGUAGAAGAAGGUCUACACCAAGAGGUAGGGGUAGAUCUCGAUCAAAUACCAGGGAACCCAUAAAGAGACCUCCCCUUAUAUCUGCUGUGAGUGAUCCAGCGUUACUCACACCCCAAACAAACGUUCUUUUAACGCAGUUACUUACAAAUAGUUCACCUCUCAGUGAUGCGGUGUAUAGUCAAAACCAGAGCUUGAGCACGUCUCAGGAACUGAGCCAGCAUAUCAGGAUCAAAGAGGAGACGAGUCCGGUGCCCAUAUUGCCCCAACCGCCGCCUACCACGAUUAUUUCUUUGCCGGCCCAAAUUACCGUCACUCCUGUUUCAAUGUCCAGCAGUGAUCCGCUUCUUCUCAGCACGUAUAGUAAUUCAAGCAGUCCCAUCAUGGACUCGCCGCAAAACCUCCAUUCCCCUACGUCGUCCCAAGGUUCCAUAGGUUCGCCUGGUAGGGACAACAACAGGGACAGGAGGGCCGGCCAUAUUCACGCCGAACAAAAACGACGGUGCAAUAUUAAAAAUGGGUUUGAUAUGCUUCAUUCGCUCAUACCGCAUCUCAACCAGAAUCCAAACGCAAAGUUAAGUAAAGCGGCCAUGCUACAAAAGGGCGCCGAAUACAUUAGGCAACUGAAAUCGGAAAGAAACCAAAUAAGAGAGGAGAUGGAUUUGUUGAGGCAACAGAUCGAAACUUUGAACACGUCCAUAAGCUAUGUAUUUUAUAGUAAUUGUCAGUCGUUGUUACCCGCCACUGGAGCGCCAGUUUCGCGAAGAAGGGACAACAAAAUGCAGGAAAUGUUUGACGAUUACGUCAGCAAUAGGACGAUGGACAAUUGGAAGUUUUGGAUUUUUAGUCUUAUAUGUAGGCCGUUAUUGAAUUCGUUCAAUACGUUCGUUUCAACGUCCAGUGUGGACGACCUUUACAGUUCUACAAUGUUGUGGGUCGAGCAACACUGUACCCUUGGUGAUCUCAGACCGGUGGUUUUAAAUUCGUUAAGGUAUCUGUGCACAAAAACCGAAAUAUUAACAGAACCAGAAAAGUUACCUGAAGAAGCUAAACAAAUAGUUUUACGUAGAGAUAAAUGAAAAAAGAGCUAUUAGGUUAUAAGCGGUUAAGUUUUCUCAGCGCACGGUUUUUUGCUCAUUUAUUGUUUUUUUGUUAUGUAUAUAAUUUUCAUCCACCGAUAUAGUACAAUAAAGCAAUGCAUCUAACUUAAUCCUUGCCAAAAAAUGUAUAUGUUUAAGUUUCAUUCUUUCUGUUGACUGAUCAGAGAUUCAUAUUUUUAUCUUUUAUUAAUUUUAACGCAUAUCUAUUGUGUAAUAUUCCUUGUGUAAUAAAACUAUUAUUAAUUGUUACUGAGUGCCAUCCAAAAAAAAAAACGUAAAAUACGAAUAUAUUUAUAAUGAUGGUUGAAUUUUAUUAAGUCGAUUUUUCUAAUCUCGUAAUAUUGUAGAAUGUCUUCCACGUUUUAAGCAUCCAAAUAGUGGCCUAAACCUAGAGGCACACAGGAAGAGCAAAACAGUUUUAGUCAAAAACAUUUUUCACUAAAUGCGUUUUCAUGUGAUACUUCAAUGAAAAUAAAAUGGGCUAAGGCAUACUGAUCAGUCUGGUGAUGGAGAACUAGCCUCUGUGAAGUCCUCUCAAAUAUUGGCUUCUGUCAAAGCCCUGAGAUUGUAUGAUGAGUUAUAUCUCGUUAUAACUCAAGAAAGGGGGACAUAUUGAUCAGUCGCGAGUGUUAAGACAAGUUUAGGCUCGUUUAGUCACAAUCUGUAUCUCUGCCGUACACAUUUGAUUGUAAAUAAAACAUUUUGCUUCUCUUUGAAACAUAAUAUUUGUGUAAACAAACAUACCUUUUUGUCCCGAACAAAAACGUUUUUGGCUAACACAGUUUUGCUCUUUCUGUGUGCGCUUAAGAAUUCUAAAAUUUCCCAUUUUUGUACAAAAUUCUUUUCAUCUUAGUGUUAAAACUGUUUAAAACUUAAUUAUUUGAGAUGUCCGUGAAACAUGCAUUAUUUAAAUAUUUUUAUAGCGUCUCGUGCCUUAUAUUAGAGGUAAUAAUGUUUUCUAAAUUUGUCUAAGAUACCUACCUACUUAUACAUGGGUAUUAUAUAUUUUAAUAUUUUUUUGUAGGGUACUUAUUUUGUAUAAAUUUUGAACGAACACUUGU
Messenger RNA from Sitophilus oryzae (rice weevil), 3978 nucleotides. Its product is annotated as MLX-interacting protein. The record is from RefSeq and is a predicted model, not a curated record. Bases 266 to 2896 code for a protein of 876 amino acids. Gene Ontology annotation, molecular function: RNA polymerase II cis-regulatory region sequence-specific DNA binding; protein dimerization activity; DNA-binding transcription factor activity, RNA polymerase II-specific. Lineage: Eukaryota; Metazoa; Arthropoda; Insecta; Coleoptera; Curculionidae. The transcript is spliced from 16 exons. Gene Ontology annotation, cellular component: nucleus. Gene Ontology annotation, biological process: regulation of transcription by RNA polymerase II.